AUGGUUUUUUGUACCAUCAAUGACUUUCCAGCCUACGGAAAUUUAAGUAGAUAUAGUGUCAAAGGACAUCACGCAUGUCCUAUAUGUGAGCAGAAUACAAGUUUCUGCCAACUUAAACAUGGAAAGAAGACUGUGUAUACUAGGCAUCGAAGAUUUCUCAAACAGUAUCAUCCGUAUCGACGAUUGAAGAAGGCAUUCGAUGGAAGUCAAGAACAUGAAACCGCGCCAAAUCCAUUAACUAGCGAUGAAGUAUAUCAGUGGGUCAAGGAUGUCGUAAAUAUGUUCGGCAAGACAAAGGAUGGUUUCAAGUGUCGUCAAGACUUGGUUGACAUGGGUAUACGUCAGGUGUUGCAUCCUAUCUCAAAAGUCCCACAAGGCUACUCAUCAAACAUCAAGAGUCUUGUGUCUGUGAAUGAGCUUAAGUUGGUUGGCUUGAAAUCACAUGAUUGUCAUGUGUUAAUGCAACAACUUUUUCCUGUUGCAAUCCGCGGAACAUUGCCUGAGAAGGUCCGUGUUGCAAUCAGUCGCUUGUGUUUCAUUUUUAAUGCUAUAUGUGCCAAGGUCAUUGACCCUAAACAGUUGGAUGCUUUGGAAGAUGAGGUUGUCGUUGUCCUUUGUCAAAUGGAGAUGUUUUUCCCUCCUUCAUUUUUUGACAUUAUGGUACACUUAGUUGUUCAUCUGGUAAGGGAAAUAAGGUGUUGUGGUCCUACGUAUUUUAGAUGGAUGUAUCCAGUUGAGCGGUACAUGAAGGUCUUAAAGGGUUAUACGAAGAAUCGACAUCGACCAGAGGCCUCAAUAGUGGAAAGAUACGUUGCUGAAGAAUGCAUUGAGUUUGCCUCACAGUACAUUGACUCAUUGAAACCUGUCGGUGUUCCUGCAUCCCGGCAUGACCAGCCAAUAGCCGGCAAGGGUACUCGUGGAUACAAUGUUGUGACAAUGACUAGACAUGACGUGUCACAAGCACAUUUGUAUAUAUUAAACAACACAACAGAGGUGUUUCCGUACAUAGAGGCUCACAAAAAGCACGUUAGAGAUAGUCACCCCAAAAUGAACAUGAUGAGGGUAUUGCAAGAGCACAACAAAACUUUCAUAAAUUGGUUUAGACAAACAAUACUUGCUGAUAAAAGUGUUUCCAGACGACUGACAUUGUUAGCCAUUGGCCCAAAUUUGAAUGUCCCUACAUGGAAGGGGUAUGACAUUAACAAUUAUUCAUUCUACACAAAGUCCCAAGAUGAUAAAAGUUCGGUACAAAACAGUGGGGUCUGUGUUGAUGCUGCUUCGGAGCACUUUUCCAGUACAUCGGAUAACAACCCCAUUCGAGCAUCCAUGUCUUACUUUGGUGUCAUUCAAGAAAUUUGGGAGGUUGAUUAUACAUCAUUUAGAGUGCCUGUUUUUAAGUGUCAGCGGGUGAACGGGACAACGGGUGUGUUUCAAGAUCCAUUGGGAUUUACUUUGGUAGACCUUAGUAAGGUGGCAUAUAUAGACGAACCUUUCAUUAUGGCAGCACAAGCCAGACAAGUUUUCUAUGUACAAGAUCCAUGUAAUUCAAGUUUGUCUGUGGCUCUACAAGGAAGACCAAGUGGAAUGAAUUACCAUAAUGAUGAGUCAACCCUUGACAUUGGUCAAAUGUCUGGUUUUUCAAAACAAUUGCCUUCAAUGAAUGAAGCUGAUGAAGUGGAUGAUGGACAUGCAAAUCGUGUAGAUCAUGAUGAAGGUCUAUGGGAAAACAUCCCUACAGGCUGA
Glycine soja is the source of this 1743-nucleotide messenger RNA. RefSeq lists its product as uncharacterized. The record is from RefSeq and is a predicted model, not a curated record. NCBI's taxonomy places the organism in Eukaryota, Viridiplantae, Streptophyta, Magnoliopsida, Fabales, Fabaceae. The transcript has 3 exons. The coding region runs from base 1 to 1743 and encodes 580 amino acids.